AAGAAGAAAAAGGCGGCUUUUCUUCCAUCUACACACUCCAAAAGUCACCAAAAUAAUGGUCCCCUUCCCCUUUGUAUGUCUGCAAGUGAUAUAUUAGUCUUCACCAAACGCUGUCUUCGUCGUUUUCAUUUGGUUUUAGGUUGUUCUUAAAGAGGACUGAGUAAACAGGGUUCCCUCAUUGUUGCGCAAGUACACAUUGCUUUGUUCAUAUUUGACACGCUCUAAUAAACUUGGAAAGAUUCAAUAAUGCCCUCUUCUCUUUAACAUCCCAUCACCUCUCUCUCUCUCUCUCUCUCUCUCUCUCUCUCUCUCUGUGGUUCUCUCUGGCUGCACCGAUCUCCCAAACACAGCAAAGACGACAGGGAAAAAAGACAUGGGUAAUGAGUACAAUCGCUUCAACAACCACCAGAAUCAUCAUCUCGAUCCAAGAGCUACAUUUCUGCCCAUGUUAUGUUCAAGAACGUCUAUCAAAGAUGUGGUACUUCCGAGUUGGAAAGACCGGUCGGCGUCCUUCUCCGACGACCCUUUGUCUCCUAAAAUAGGUUGCAUGGGCCAGGUCAAGAGGAACAACAGAGUAGUUGGCUUCCCGGUCACCUCUUCUCACAAACAUAUUACUAACAACAACAACAACAACACUGCCAAGUACUCCAAGCUCAAGAAACUCUUCUCUGGCAAAAAUCUAGCCACACCCACUACCGUCGCCGCCACCGCCAGCUGUCGGAUCAGGAGACAAGUGGACGUGAAUAGCGCAAGCGAGCCGAAGAGUAAUCAUAGUAGUGAGAGCUGUGUUUCUGUCGUUGAUAUGGAUCCUCCACUGCCGGUGAUCAAGCGGCCGGUGCAAAAGCCUGAAGCAGGGGAAGGGGAGAAUCUUUGGAAGAGGAGAUCUGGUGGGGUAGCGCUGAAAACUCUACAGCUUCAACAAAUUCAUCAUCCUAAGCAUCGUCUUCAACCCAUCACAGUUUGAUGAGAAAACUUCAUUUGAAGUAAUGUAAAUGUUUUGGAUCUUAAUUUCCAGUUUUGAAUAUUGUUUGACUCUGUUUUUCAAAGUUUGGUGAUGAUGAUCAGGGUGUAUGUAAUAAUUGUUCUUAUGUAGAUCCAUCCUUUUCUUGACAUAAUCAAUGAGAAAAGCCACCACAAGAUCAUCCUGCCGGAAGUAAA
Molecule: messenger RNA, 1158 nt
Organism: Alnus glutinosa
Lineage: Eukaryota; Viridiplantae; Streptophyta; Magnoliopsida; Fagales; Betulaceae
Exons: 1
Coding region: 374-964 (196 amino acids)
Source: RefSeq, a predicted model, not a curated record